Messenger RNA from Paramecium pentaurelia, 5290 nucleotides. The record is from the annotation of a GenBank genome assembly. Lineage: Eukaryota; Ciliophora; Oligohymenophorea; Peniculida; Parameciidae.
AUGCAUACUAAAUAGAAAGCCUUUGGGUUAUUGUUACUCUUUAUGUUUUCUGGUGUUUAAGUAAUGACACAAGAUUUGACUGAAGAAUAAAGAAAGCUUUUGGAAUAAUCUUAAGAAACACAUGAAUUUUAAGCAGAAACAGGUAGAUUGAUGGAUAUCCUUAUUAAUUCUCUAUAUACUUAAAAGGAAAUCUUUCUAAGAGAAUUAAUUUCGAAUGCGGCUGAUGCACUUGAUAAAAUUCGAUUUUUGAGUGUAAAGAAUCCAGAAAUUUUGGGUGAUAAAACUGAAUUAGCAAUUAGAAUUGAAAUAAAUACAGAAGAAAAAUCUGUUUCUGUUACAGAUAGUGGUAUUGGUAUGACAAAGAAUGAUUUAAUAUCAAAUUUGGGUACAAUUGCAAAAUCAGGAACCACUUAAUUUAUUGAAGCUAUUAAAGGAGGUAAUGUAAAUUUGAUUGGUUAAUUUGGUGUUGGUUUUUAUUCAUGUUUCUUGGCAGGUUAAAAGGUUACAGUUGCAUCAAAAAAUACAGAUGAUGAAUAAUACAUAUGGGAAUCAUAAGCAGCGCAUUCAUUUGCAAUAUCAAAAGAUCCUAGAGGAAAUACAUUAGGUCGUGGUACAUAAGUUACUAUUCAUUUGAAAUAAGAUGCUGUUGAAUUUGCAGAAGAAAGUACAAUUAAAGAAUUAAUCAAAAAAUAUUCAGAAUUUAUAAAUUUCCCUAUUUAUUUGAAAGUGACUAGGGAAGUUUCAAAAUAAGUAGAAGAAGAACCUGAAUAAUAAGAUUAAUAAGAAAAUACAGAUGAUGAUGAAGUAAAAGUUAAAGAUGAUGAUGAUGAUGCAGAUACAAAGAAGAAAGCUACUAAAACAAUUAAAGAGAAAGUAUCAGAAUGGGUUUAAAUUAAUGAAAAUAAGGCUAUAUGGUUGAGACCAAAAGAAGAGAUUUCUGAUGAUGAUUAUAAGAAAUUCUAUAAAGUAUUAUCAAAGAAUUCAGGUGAAGAUCCUUUUAAUUGGGUUCAUUUUAAAGCAGAAGGAGAAGUUGAAUUUACAUCUCUUAUUUAUGUUCCAAAGAGAGCACCAAGUGAUAUGUUUGAUAAUUAUUAUGGUAAAUAAACAACAAAUUUGAAAUUAUAUGUAAGAAGAGUAUUAAUUAGUGAAGAAUUUGAAGAUAUACUUCCAAGAUAUUUAAGUUUUGUUAAAGGUGUUAUUGAUUCAGAUGAAUUACCAUUAAAUGUUAAUAGAGAAACACUUUAAUAACUUAAAAUGUUAAAGGUUAUAAGUAGAAAGAUAGUUAAGAAGAUUUUAGAAUUAUUCUAAGAUGCUGCUUCUUAUGAUGAUGAAGAUGAAGAAGAUACAGAAGAAGGUGAAGAAGAUGAUAAUAUGGCAGAAACUACACCUGAAGAAUAAUAAAGAUUGAAAGAUGAAAAGAGAAAAAAGAAAAUUGAUGAGUAUAAUGAAUUUUGGAAAGAAUAUGGAAAGAAUAUUAAAUUGGGUGUUAUUGAAGAUUCUUCAAAUAGAUAGAAAUUGGCUGAAUUAACAAGGUAUUUUAAUAUUUUAUAUUUAUUAGAUGGUACUCAAGUAAAAAUUCAACUGAAUUAACAUCAUUUGAUGAUUAUAUUGAGAGAACUAAACCAGGAUAAGAUUCAAUCUAUUAUUUAGCUGGUGAAAACAAGGAAUAAUUAUUAGCUUCACCAAUUAUAUAAGGAUUAUUAAAGAAAGGAUAUGAAGUAUUAUUAUUAGAUGAUCCAGUUGAUGAAUUUACAUUUUAACAUUUAAAUGAAUACAAAUAAAAAAAAUUAGUUAAUGUAGGAAAAGGUGAUUUCAAAUAACCAGAAGAUAAUGAUGAAUAAAGAAAGAAAUAAAAGGCUUUAAAGAAAGUAUUUUAACCUUUGACUGAUUGGUGGAGAAAAUUAUUAUCAGAAAGUGUUGAUUCAGUUAUCAUUUCAUAAAGAUUAAUUGAUGAUCCAAUUAUUGUUGUUUCAUCUGAAUCAGGAUAUUCUGCAAAUAUGGAAAGAAUUUCAAAAGCUUAAGCUUAUUCAAGUAAAGGUGGUUCACAUUAAUUUGGUAAGAAGAUUGUAGAAAUCAAUCCAAAUCAUUAAGCAAUCUAAGAAUUAUUAUAAAGAGUGAAAGAUGAUCCAGAUUAAGAAACAGAAGAAAUGGCUAGAGUAUUAUAUGAAGCUGCUUUAGUUAAUUCAGGUAUUUAAUAUAUAUAUAUAUUUUAGGUUAUUCUAUUCCUAAUCCUGAAAAGUUUGCUAGUAGAUUCUAUAAAUUAUUUAAUUCUGCUUUGGGUAUUGAUAGAGAUGCUCCAGUCAAAGAAUUCGAAGUAGAAAUCGAAGAAGAACCAGAAACUUCAUCAGAACCACCUCAAAGUGAAGAUGGAACUAAAUGGGAAAAAGUAAAUACAGAUGAUGCUUAAUGGGAAACUGUANCAAAAGAAGAGAUUUCUGAUGAUGAUUAUAAGAAAUUCUAUAAAGUAUUAUCAAAGAAUUCAGGUGAAGAUCCUUUUAAUUGGGUUCAUUUUAAAGCAGAAGGAGAAGUUGAAUUUACAUCUCUUAUUUAUGUUCCAAAGAGAGCACCAAGUGAUAUGUUUGAUAAUUAUUAUGGUAAAUAAACAACAAAUUUGAAAUUAUAUGUAAGAAGAGUAUUAAUUAGUGAAGAAUUUGAAGAUAUACUUCCAAGAUAUUUAAGUUUUGUUAAAGGUGUUAUUGAUUCAGAUGAAUUACCAUUAAAUGUUAAUAGAGAAACACUUUAAUAACUUAAAAUGUUAAAGGUUAUAAGUAGAAAGAUAGUUAAGAAGAUUUUAGAAUUAUUCUAAGAUGCUGCUUCUUAUGAUGAUGAAGAUGAAGAAGAUACAGAAGAAGGUGAAGAAGAUGAUAAUAUGGCAGAAACUACACCUGAAGAAUAAUAAAGAUUGAAAGAUGAAAAGAGAAAAAAGAAAAUUGAUGAGUAUAAUGAAUUUUGGAAAGAAUAUGGAAAGAAUAUUAAAUUGGGUGUUAUUGAAGAUUCUUCAAAUAGAUAGAAAUUGGCUGAAUUAACAAGGUAUUUUAAUAUUUUAUAUUUAUUAGAUGGUACUCAAGUAAAAAUUCAACUGAAUUAACAUCAUUUGAUGAUUAUAUUGAGAGAACUAAACCAGGAUAAGAUUCAAUCUAUUAUUUAGCUGGUGAAAACAAGGAAUAAUUAUUAGCUUCACCAAUUAUAUAAGGAUUAUUAAAGAAAGGAUAUGAAGUAUUAUUAUUAGAUGAUCCAGUUGAUGAAUUUACAUUUUAACAUUUAAAUGAAUACAAAUAAAAAAAAUUAGUUAAUGUAGGAAAAGGUGAUUUCAAAUAACCAGAAGAUAAUGAUGAAUAAAGAAAGAAAUAAAAGGCUUUAAAGAAAGUAUUUUAACCUUUGACUGAUUGGUGGAGAAAAUUAUUAUCAGAAAGUGUUGAUUCAGUUAUCAUUUCAUAAAGAUUAAUUGAUGAUCCAAUUAUUGUUGUUUCAUCUGAAUCAGGAUAUUCUGCAAAUAUGGAAAGAAUUUCAAAAGCUUAAGCUUAUUCAAGUAAAGGUGGUUCACAUUAAUUUGGUAAGAAGAUUGUAGAAAUCAAUCCAAAUCAUUAAGCAAUCUAAGAAUUAUUAUAAAGAGUGAAAGAUGAUCCAGAUUAAGAAACAGAAGAAAUGGCUAGAGUAUUAUAUGAAGCUGCUUUAGUUAAUUCAGGUAUUUAAUAUAUAUAUAUAUUUUAGGUUAUUCUAUUCCUAAUCCUGAAAAGUUUGCUAGUAGAUUCUAUAAAUUAUUUANCAAAAGAAGAGAUUUCUGAUGAUGAUUAUAAGAAAUUCUAUAAAGUAUUAUCAAAGAAUUCAGGUGAAGAUCCUUUUAAUUGGGUUCAUUUUAAAGCAGAAGGAGAAGUUGAAUUUACAUCUCUUAUUUAUGUUCCAAAGAGAGCACCAAGUGAUAUGUUUGAUAAUUAUUAUGGUAAAUAAACAACAAAUUUGAAAUUAUAUGUAAGAAGAGUAUUAAUUAGUGAAGAAUUUGAAGAUAUACUUCCAAGAUAUUUAAGUUUUGUUAAAGGUGUUAUUGAUUCAGAUGAAUUACCAUUAAAUGUUAAUAGAGAAACACUUUAAUAACUUAAAAUGUUAAAGGUUAUAAGUAGAAAGAUAGUUAAGAAGAUUUUAGAAUUAUUCUAAGAUGCUGCUUCUUAUGAUGAUGAAGAUGAAGAAGAUACAGAAGAAGGUGAAGAAGAUGAUAAUAUGGCAGAAACUACACCUGAAGAAUAAUAAAGAUUGAAAGAUGAAAAGAGAAAAAAGAAAAUUGAUGAGUAUAAUGAAUUUUGGAAAGAAUAUGGAAAGAAUAUUAAAUUGGGUGUUAUUGAAGAUUCUUCAAAUAGAUAGAAAUUGGCUGAAUUAACAAGGUAUUUUAAUAUUUUAUAUUUAUUAGAUGGUACUCAAGUAAAAAUUCAACUGAAUUAACAUCAUUUGAUGAUUAUAUUGAGAGAACUAAACCAGGAUAAGAUUCAAUCUAUUAUUUAGCUGGUGAAAACAAGGAAUAAUUAUUAGCUUCACCAAUUAUUUAAGGAUUAUUAAAGAAAGGAUAUGAAGUAUUAUUAUUAGAUGAUCCAGUUGAUGAAUUUACAUUUUAACAUUUAAAUGAAUACAAAUAAAAAAAAUUAGUUAAUGUUGGAAAAGGUGAUUUCAAAUAACCAGAAGAUAAUGAUGAAUAAAGAAAGAAAUAAAAGGCUUUAAAGAAAGUAUUUUAACCUUUGACUGAUUGGUGGAGAAAAUUAUUAUCAGAAAGUGUUGAUUCAGUUAUCAUUUCAUAAAGAUUAAUUGAUGAUCCAAUUAUUGUUGUUUCAUCUGAAUCAGGAUAUUCUGCAAAUAUGGAAAGAAUUUCAAAAGCUUAAGCUUAUUCAAGUAAAGGUGGUUCACAUUAAUUUGGUAAGAAGAUUGUAGAGAUCAAUCCAAAUCAUUAAGCAAUCUAAGAAUUAUUAUAAAGAGUGAAAGAUGAUCCAGAUUAAGAAACAGAAGAAAUGGCUAGAGUAUUAUAUGAAGCUGCUUUAGUUAAUUCAGGUAUUUAAUAUAUAUAUAUAUUUUAGGUUAUUCUAUUCCUAAUCCUGAAAAGUUUGCUAGUAGAUUCUAUAAAUUAUUUAAUUCUGCUUUGGGUAUUGAUAGAGAUGCUCCAGUCAAAGAAUUCGAAGUAGAAAUCGAAGAUGAACCAGAAACUUCAUCAGAACCACCUCAAAGUGAAGAUGGAACUAAAUGGGAAAAAGUAAAUACAGAUGAUGCUUAAUGGGAAACUGUAAGUAAUGAUAAAAGAGAUGACUUAUGA